CCUGAGCGAGCGACACAUCUAAAUAACCGUUGCUCAACCGUGUAUUCAUUAUAAUUAUUAAUCAUUUAUAUAUUAAUCAAUUUAGUUUUGUGUAAGGUUUAAACAACUGCUGGUUAGUUUCCCGCCUUAAAAAAAAUGAAAAAACGAGUAGAAAAAUCCUCCAAGGAGAAAGUGGACAAGGUGGAUUCUGUGACUGACGAAGAACCGCCUAAAACUGCAGGAAAUCUGGAGCUAGACUUCACAGAGCUGUGCAAACUCAUGGGUGUGAAAGAGAUCCCCUCCGUGAAGAUAAAGCAGUCAACAGCUACAAAUAGAGGAAUUAUGGGGGAUAAUCAUUUCCAGACAUCUUUAGAAAGUCAAAUGACAACGUGGUCUUCUAAGCCUUGCCUCCAGAUAGAGCUGGAGAAUGAAGACCACGGCAGCGUAAGGGAAGUAAAAAUAUCUGGAUGGAAGGUGGAUGAGGUGGUGCUUCAGGUGUUGAGCAGGCUAUUGCCUUCCUUUAGUAACCUACAAUGCUUACACAUGUGGCGUGCGGGCCUGACGGAUUCCACUUUCACCUCCAUUAGAAACACAGUGUUUUUGUGCUCAAACCUCAGGAAGGUGGUUUUAGAGGGUAAUCUACUCCCUGAGCAGAGUUAUCACUUACUAAUAGGGGAAGACAGCAUGUUGACGGACUUAUCACUACGUAAUAAUCAUAUAGGAGAGGAAGGAGCUCAUCUGAUUGGCUCGGCUCUGUCCACUAUACACUCUGCCAACAAAAACCUCCUGUCACUCAACCUAGCCUUUAAUAGUAUUGGUGAUGCAGGUGCAAUUCACAUUGCUCAGGGUCUGCGUCUCAACCGUUCCCUGCUGUGUCUGUCGUUAUCCUACAAUCAAAUAGGGGAUAAUGGAGCAGCUCAUUUAGCUGAGGUGCUUGGUCACUUUGCUCUGACACAUGAGGAGAUAGUUGAGAGGAGGAAGCUCUUAAUUAAAGGUGAAGAAUCAACAAUGGUCCAGCCAUCUCUAGUUAGUCUUGCAGACUCACAUGAGCGGCCUCUUUCCGUCCGCAGCAGCUCUUCUUUAGAUCGUCUCAACAAGACUACAAAGAACCCCACCAAAAAGAAGGACAACCCUAAGAAAGAUGAGAAACCAACGCCAGGUCAUGCAGCAAAGAAAGAGGAGCCAAGGGUGGCCAAGAAAGAUAAUAAAGUUCCCCGAAGUCAGGCUGGAAAAUCAGCAGGCAAAGACAAUAAUCUACUAGUAACUGAACUAGUAUCUGAACAAGAGAGAGUGGAUGAGACAGUGAUUCCUCUAUUGGAUCCUGGAAUUGUGCACACUAGAGGGAAAGUCAUUCAUCCAGGAAACACAUGCCUUACUUCUAUGAAUCUCUCAGGAAAUAAACUGACUGAGCAGUCCCUCAAGGUUUUCCUCUCCUCUCUGGAAGGCCAGCGUGAAGGUGGGCUUCUGCGUCUUUCUCUCAACAAGAAUCAUUUUCACUCAGAUUGUGACACCUUCCUGAAGAUACAGAAGAUUAUGUCUCUCAGAGACCCUCUAAAGAAAAAACGUUCUGGUCAGGUGGAGGAGGAUCACGGUGAACCCAAGACCACCAAUGAUGCCUAACAGUGUAAAUGACAAGAAGGGUUUAAUAUAUGAAAAAUAUGAAAGCUACUGCCUCAACUCAACCAUACGAAUAAUUCAUGUUUUCAUAAUUUGUUCAUCUUAUUUAUCUUUGCUGUAUUGUAUUUUUACAUAUUCACUGACAUUGUACAUGCAGUGUUAUGGACAAAGGGCUGAAUAUUAGUUUUGAUUUGUUAAACAUUUUGAUCACUACAUCUUAUUUCAGUUUUUAGUUUUGUUACUUUUUCUAGUAAGCUUCUAUUUAAAUGUAAUUGAGUUGGUCUGGGCUUUUUAAGGCAAAGGAUUGCUGAACUACCCUGUAUUAUUUUGUAUGUCAAUUUUCUCUGUACUUCUUCUGAAAUAACUGUUUACCAAUUGGUAAUUUUAAUUUGUAUUAGUCAAAAUCUUUAAAAGAUAAUUGUACCAGCUGCGUGUUUAUUCAA
Carassius gibelio (silver crucian carp) is the source of this 2039-nucleotide messenger RNA. RefSeq names its product leucine-rich repeat-containing protein 71-like. Gene Ontology annotation, molecular function: protein binding. Lineage: Eukaryota; Metazoa; Chordata; Actinopteri; Cypriniformes; Cyprinidae. The record is from RefSeq and is a predicted model, not a curated record. The transcript is spliced from 14 exons. Bases 136 to 1599 code for a protein of 487 amino acids.